Molecule: messenger RNA, 2173 nt
Organism: Leopardus geoffroyi (Geoffroy's cat)
Lineage: Eukaryota; Metazoa; Chordata; Mammalia; Carnivora; Felidae
Gene: PARP10
Product: poly(ADP-ribose) polymerase family member 10
Source: RefSeq, a predicted model, not a curated record
AUGCUGGGGGUGGGGGACGGGGGGACCCCUGUGCGGAGCUGGCGGAGACCCGGCCGAGGGGGCGUUGGCACUUUUCAGGAGCCGGCAGGUGAGCGGGCGGGUGGAAGGGGCAGCCUGAGCUCCCUCUGCCGGCUGCGGGCUGCCGGCCCGACGUCCCUCUCCGCUCCAGCGAGGAUGCAGCGAGGGUCUGGGCCUAGGAGGGGCGCAUGCUCCAUGGUGCCGCCGUGUUCCCUUGCCCUCUGCUGUGCACCCCAGCGCCUGGAGCCGCCGACCCAGACCCUGCUGCGUGCCACGGGGCACCCAGAGCAUCCCCACCAUGCCCUGGACAACCCCGGACCAGACCGGGUCCUGGCCCAACUGCCCCUGCCCUUCUGUGGGGGUGGGGAGGUCCGCGUUCUGGGGGAACAGGCCCGGGCCCCAGCCCCAGGCCUUAGGGGGCUGAGGUGUCUGUCCCUGGCCUGGACUGAGUGGCCUACCCCUCCCUAUCCCUCACACCGCGAUGGCCCUCUGUCCUCGCCAUUCCCCCAAGUGGCCCAAGUGGUACUACUCCAGGACCACCGGCUGCAGGAAUCAGAGCUGAGCCUCCUCCCCCAUGAGCCUGAGAAUCUUGCCAAGGACACCAGUGGAGGGGACUGCCCGGUCGAGUUGGAGCCUGGGGCCACUGAGCAUGCUGUCCUGGAGGCCGGAGGGCCAGCAAGGGCACUGAAGGGUGCAGGGACGGUGACCCUGGGCUCUGAGGAGGCACCAGCACAGGUAGGAAGGAGCCUUCUGCAGACAGGUCCUAUAGGGUCUCUUGGAAAGGCUGGGCCAGUCAGCUUAGGGCUCGUGGGGUCACUGGGACGGGGGCUGGUGAGCCUGGGGCCAGUGGGCUCUUCAGAGGAGGCAGGGCUGAUGAGCCCGGGGUCUGUGGGGUCUCCAGGCCCAGCGGGCCCCAUGGAGAUUGCCCCAGGGUCUCUGGAGUAUGUGGGGUGGGAGCCUGGGGCCUGCGGGGCCACCGGGGUGGGGGUGCUGGUGGGUAUGGCGCUGUCCCUGGAGCCAGGAACCAUGCCUUUCAUACAACUUGACCACGAGGACCUUCUUGCUGGUCUGGGACAUGUUGCUGUCUUCCCGGUGGGAGGACCAGAUCUGAUGGGCUUUUGGGUGAGUGUCCCAGGAGCAUUCCUCACCUUUGGCUCUCCUCCCACUGGAGGCUCUGGAUACCUUUCUGGUGCCCUGAGUUUGCAAACUGCUCCCCUCCUACCAUGGUCCUACAGCUCUGGGGAGCCCUAUACAGACACCGCACCCUGGCUGGGCUUGGCCACUGACCCAGAGGAGGUCUGGCCGCCUCCAGAGCUGGGGACAGAGAAGCCUGAGGGGGAGUCUGCACCCAGGGCCGGGAGGGGCCUAGGCGGCUGCAAGCGGAGACGUGCUGGCCGUGAGCGGUCCCUGGAGCUUCAAGGCUGGGCGGCCCAGCAGGAGGACGCCGUGUCGCAGUGAGCCCUGGCCCUCUCCUUGCUGGAUCCCCUGUGUUGGAGGCAGAAGAUGGGCUCCCAGGUGGGGGGCACUGGUGGCCAGGCCUGGCUGGUGGCGCGUGUGGCCUUUGAGCAGGAUGGGGGUAAGCCGGAGGGGGCACUAGGGGCGUUAGAGGUAUGCCUCCGGGAGGAGGUGGCGGGGUCCUGGGGGGCAUGUCGCCUGCAGAGCUAGACCCCGUCUGGAGCGGUGCCGUGGUGUGAGCACUGCCCUUGACGGUGACCGUGCCGUCCUCCAUGGUAUUGGGACACAGCGCUGCGGGCUGGCCUGCAGUCAGGGUUUGGCCUUCCUCUUGGCAGCUUCGGCCCCCCCCCCCCACCCCGUGAGGCUGUGCCCCGGAUGGGGGAGGGUGGGGUGGGCCAGCCAUCAGGGUCCAGUGCUCUAGCCAUGGCCCGGAACCCCUUCCUCUCCGGGCGUCAGCACCACAGCAGAGGCUGAAGGGGCCCUUGGACGGGCUGGAGUGUCUUCCCUGCCCCCCUGGAUGCUGCUCAUGGCAGGGUGCGCAUCGACUGGUCAGGUCCACGCUCCGUCUGGCCGGCCUCAUGACCUCCUGGGUCAUGGCCACCACUUUAGCCUGGCAGAGCCUGCGGGCUGACACUCUUGCCUGUGUCGGGGUUGGGGGAUGACGCAGCAUGGGGCUCCUGAGCCCUGGUUCCUGCCCAGA